This is a messenger RNA of Ectocarpus siliculosus, 628 nucleotides long. Lineage: Eukaryota; Phaeophyceae; Ectocarpales; Ectocarpaceae. The record is from the annotation of a GenBank genome assembly.
GGCUGUUUGAGUCAUGACAAGAAAGCGAACAAGAGUGGCAUCAGGGUCGCACUUUGGAGUACUACUAGGCGGCGCGACUCUGCUGCUGGCGGUGGGGAUUUCGGAUGCUUUCGCUGCUGCUGGGCCAUCGACUGUCGGGACAAUCGGCCUCGACACGACGCUGCCUAUGGACGCGGCCACUUUCUGGCGAUUCGCACACUCGAAAGACUUCUAUCGCAGCACCAGACAGCAGAGCGCGGUCGUUCGACAACAGGUGGUGGACCUUACGAGCUGGGAACAGGCCGACGGCAUCGACGCCGAGCACACGCUGCUCGACGAUCGCCACCAAAAGGGCGGCGGCGGCGGCGGGAUCUGCUACACGGAGAGCGACUGCAUCACGGGUUUUCCCAUGGUUCCGGGUGACCUUUCCGUAAAGACGACGUUCCUGGUUACCCCGGUGGAAGACGGGGGGCACGAGGAGCGCGUUCGCGUGAGGGUAGGGGUCGUCGUGGAGGAGAUCGAGCUCCCGAAACGGCUACGGUUUUUGAGCAAGAGGGUGAGCAAGAUCGUCGGAAACGGCGGGAGAAAACAGGCGGAGAAGUGGCUAGGGGAGAUGGUCAAGGAGGGGUCGCCGGCGGCAGACGCAUGA